CAGUUCUCUGGGGGUAUCUCAGCCCCCAGAAUGGAGAGCAAGAACAACAGCACUAGCCUAACCCCCACAGGGUGCUACAUUGCUGUGGAGGUCCUGAUUGCGGUGUUAGCCAUUGCAGGGAAUGUGCUUGUGUGCUGGGCAGUUGUCAUCAAUCGCCAUCUGCGUAAUGUUACCAAUUACUUCAUUGUGUCACUGGCCGUAGCGGACAUUGCUGUGGGGGUGCUCGUUAUCCCCUUUGCCAUCACCAUCAGCAUUGGACUAUCGAUGGGUUUCCACACCUGCCUUUUCUUGGCAUGCUUGGUCCUGGUUCUGACCCAGAAUUCCAUUUUCAGCCUCCUGGCUAUUGCUGUUGAUCGAUACCUUUCUAUCAAACUACCUCUGAGAUACGAUGCACUUGUGACUGGGCGACAUGCCAGGAAGACCAUUGCCGUACUGUGGAUUAUAUCACUCAUCAUUGGGUUGAUACCGCUUUUCGGCUGGAACAACUGGAUGCAAGUGGCACAAAACUGCACUGAUAACACAGACAACACAACUAGCAACAACCUUUCAGCUUCCAUAGGAACUACCAGUGCAACGGCUUCAGCAGGAUUCGUAAACACCACCACCACCCCAAACAAUCAGCCAAAUUGGUCCUGUAAGGUGAAGUGUCAGUUUGAAAAGGUGAUGGACAUGCGCUAUAUGGUUUAUUUUAAUUUUUUCGGCUGCGUUUUACCGCCACUCCUCAUUAUGCUUGGCAUUUACAUCAAGAUAUUCCUUGUGGCCAGAGCACAACUGAAACAGAUCAACAUGGAGAAAGGGGGUCCAGGACGAUCAAAAGGGUUCCUUCUCAAGCAGAUCCAUGCUGCAAAAUCACUUUCUAUGAUUGUGGGGCUCUUUGCAAUCUGCUGGCUGCCCCUUCACAUUCUGAACUGCAUUCACAUAUUUUGUCCUAACUGUGAGAAGCCAUCACUCUGGUUAAUGGACCUGGCUAUUGUACUCUCCCAUGCAAACUCUGUGGUAAACCCUGUCAUCUAUGCGUAUCGCCUUAGGGAGUUCCGUUUGACAUUUUAUGGCAUUGUUUUCCGGACCUUCCACAAGAACAAGGAGCUGUCAAUACAAGGGAAUACUAGUAUAAUGCAUAGCUUGGAUGGCCAGGUGAGGGUUUGACAGUGACAAAUUCAUUUAAAAGUUUAAAGUUUACACUGGUGCAUUCGAUGCGCUUACAGAUAAAAGUUUGGAGCCAUUACUGUGCAUUUUGUGGUCAUCCACAUCUUCUCACACUGGUCAGCAUGUGGCACCAGCAAGGAGGACCACAAAGCACCAGGAUAAAGCAGAAGCUUUAGCAUAACAUGAAGGUGAGAAUACGUACCCGAAGAUCUAGUGGUGUUCAUGACUUAGCAGCAUCAUACGGGCCUCAUGCAAUGUCAAGCCUGCCUAUCUACAGUGUAUCACCUAACAGCUCUGUAGAAAUCAUUAGCACACCCAGUGUGGGAGGAGCCUAUGAGACAAGCUGCAGCUGGUUAUUGACACAUACAGUUCAUGUUCAGGACAAACACUUCCCACUUCUUCUUAUGCAGUCUGAACUGAGGCCUACAGGAUUUAAAUCCAACAAAUCUUUAUGUCGUCUGUGAACAGAACUCUUGCAUUCGAGGAUAAAUGUAUCCUACAAGAAGCUACCUAGAUAGUCCUGCAGUAUUCAGGAACUAACACAUGUUAUGCAUAGUUAACUAAAUUGGUAUAAAGGCUUAUGACCUUUAGGAAUUCACACAACCUACAUUACCCACAGUAUUCAGGGACAGACACCUCUUGCACAUUAUCACUGAGGUCUGUGAUGAGACUCACAGCAUCUGGGGAUCUAUAGCUAAUUACUGACAAUGUGAGGAAGGCAGGGAUCGGCAUAUCUACAAAUUGUUCAAACUGGUAUGAAGUAAACAAUGUCUGGAGAAAGGCACAUCAAGGCGUAAUUAUUUAAACUAGUAUGAAGGUGUACAGUCGGUGAAUGCUGUAUCUUUCACAUGACUACCCAGACUGUAACAAAGGUCUACCUACAGGUAACUACCUAAAGUCAUAAUGAAGGCUUGCACCAUCCCAGUAUUUGAUUGUCAUACACACUCUUAUCCAGUCUGCGAUGUGGCCCAUAUUGUACACAUUAUUUUCCAGGAUAGAGUACUUUCCUAACAAUAUAUCUUGCACAUAAUUACCCGGAGCCUUAAUAAAGGCCUACAGAAUGUAUAGAUUUUAAUAUGCUGCACAUAUUUACCUCAAGGAGCAGAGCAUUUAUGACUCCUACUGGCAUAGCUAUCAAAGUUGAACAACUAACCUCUUUCGAACUGUAAUGGGCUCUCCCCAAUUUGUAGCACAUUCUCUGAACAGUAGGGAGGCCUACAUCCUUUAGACUGUAAAACUACUCAUAGACACUUCAAUGGUUUGUAAAGGAAUCUGGAACUCCUUCCUCCAGAUACCACUCCCACCACAAAUAAAAAGCAGUAAUUCAAGUAAAAACUGAACUUACACUGCUUUAUAUUUUACAGCCUAACUGAAAAGACUUUAGAUGUAGGACAUAUUGAUAACAUAUUCUUCACAUUUGGUUCAUUAUGACUGAAACAGAAUUCUGAAUCUUAGUUCACAUGGAGCCACAGAUGUUGGGCCACAAAUAUACUUGUAUAUUCCUACACAUUUUUCUAAUAAGGUUUUUUAAAUUAGAAAUACAGUCUAUAAAAAAUAAAGUUUAUAAAUACAGUUUCUUUUAAAAAUACAUUUGUCACAAUAUUUCAUAUGCCAGAAGAAAGCUUGUUGAAGAUGAGUAAGCCUAAAAUGCCUCUGUUCAGUGUUGCAGAUACUCAAACAAAAGUGAUAUGUGUUGUGUUGUUCAUUUAAGAAUAUUUGUUAAUAAAAUAACAUGCUUUAUUUUCAUGUCACAACUUUUUGGCACAUUAAAAUAAGUAAAUGUCUCUCUGA
Molecule: messenger RNA, 2937 nt
Organism: Protopterus annectens (West African lungfish)
Lineage: Eukaryota; Metazoa; Chordata; Ceratodontiformes; Protopteridae
Product: adenosine receptor A2b-like
Exons: 2
Coding region: 31-1146 (371 amino acids)
Biological process (GO): G protein-coupled adenosine receptor signaling pathway
Cellular component (GO): membrane
Molecular function (GO): G protein-coupled adenosine receptor activity
Source: RefSeq, a predicted model, not a curated record